UGUGGGGCGUGUGAACACUGUGGACAGGGAACACCGACGACAUCCAUGUGCAUCUCUUUUCAUUAUUUUCUACUUUCUUGGCUCGAGUAACGUCGAAGAAUAAAACGGUGCCAAAAUGGGGAACGGUUCAAUGAAGCUGAACCCUCUCAAGCAGGUCAGUGGCUCGGCCAAAUCCAAAAACAACGUGGAAUCGAGUUUGGUUCCUCAGGUCCUCAGAGCUAGAGUGGAAGAGCUGGAAAAUCAACUGAAGAAGAAAGAUGAAGACCUGAGUGUCAAGGAGCUUCAGAUCAAACAACUGGAGGAGAAACUUGCCCAGCAGAAAAAGACAAUCUCAGAGAUCUCUGAUGCUUUGAGGAACAAGUGCUUCCAACUUAACAAGCUUCAGGAUGCACUAAAGAAUCAAGGGGAGUUGGAUCUCCUGCCGUCACCUAUUAAGGAAAAGGUCAGUCAGUGUCUUACCAGCCUGCUCAAAGACACCCUCAACAGGAGAAAAGGAGCAAAAGCUGGCGUGUCUGCAGAACCUUCAUCCAGAACCUACGAUUCCAGCGGUAUUCCAAAAUUUUACUUCGAGAGUGCACGAGUUUGGAAAGAGCAAAGUGUGAAAAAGCUCCUCACAGAUGCAUUGAAUAAGAACCAGUAUCUGAGGAGACUGGAGGUGCAGCAGGUGAAAGACAUGGUUGAAUGUAUGUAUGAGAGGACAUACCAGCAGGGAGAAUACGUCAUUAAACAAGGAGAGCCGGGGCACCACUUGUUUGUCCUUGCAGAUGGCAAGCUGGAUGUCUACCAGCACAAUAAACUGCUCACGUCAAUAUCAGUCUGGACCACAUUUGGUGAAUUAGCCAUCUUGUACAACUGUACCAGGACUGCAUCAGUCAAAGCUGUCAGCAACGUGAGGACAUGGGCCCUCGACCGAGAGGUCUUUCACAACAUCAUGCGGAUGACUGCAGAGGCUCGCCACGAGCAGUACCGCAACUUCCUUAGGAGUGUUUCGCUUCUUGGGAGUCUGCCUGGGGAUAAAUUAACUAAGAUUGUUGACUGCUUAGAGGUGGAGUAUUAUAAUAAAGAAGAUUACAUCAUCAGAGAGGGAGAGGAAGGAAACACCUUCUACAUAAUUGCCAAUGGAAAGAUUAAAGUCACACAAAGCACACAGGAUCAUGAAGAGCCUCAGAUCAUCAACACCUUGGGGAAAGGGGAUUAUUUUGGCGAGAAAGCCCUCAUCAGUGAUGAUGUCAGAUCGGCCAAUAUAGUAGCAGAUGAGGAUGGUGUGGAAUGCCUUGUCAUUGAUCGAGAAACUUUCAGUCAGACGGUUGGAACGUUCGACGAACUAAAGAAGUACCUGCAAAGUUAUGUUGAUAGUUUAGCUCGUGAUGAUAAGAAAAGAAAUGCAAAGAGGUCAGGAAGCAGCACCCUGUCCACUCCACCAGUGUCACAUGAUAUGAUAGAGCUGAAAGAGACAGAAAGCAGCUUUGCAUCUGCUAUACUUUUCAGCAGUUUGGAGGUUAUUUCCACGCUGGGAGUUGGAGGCUUUGGCAGGGUUGAAUUGGUGAAAAUGAAGAAUGAGAAUGUGACGUUUGCGCUGAAAUGCAUCAAGAAGCGGCACAUCGUAGAUAACAAACAGGAAGAGCAUAUUUAUUCAGAGAGGAGGAUCUUGCUUGAGACAAACUCUCCUUUCAUUGUUAAAAUGUAUCGUACUUUCAAAGACAACAAGUAUGUGUACAUGCUAUUGGAGGCUUGCCUUGGCGGAGAGAUCUGGAGCCUUCUGAGAGACAGGGGGAGUUUUGAUGAAUACACUGCCAAAUUCUGUGUGGGCUGCGUAACAGAGGCCUUUGACUACCUUCAUUACAAUGGGAUCAUAUACAGAGAUCUGAAGCCAGAGAAUCUGAUGUUGGAUUCUGAUGGAUACGUCAAACUGGUGGAUUUUGGAUUUGCAAAGAAACUCAAGUGCGGGCAGAAGACCUGGACGUUCUGCGGGACUCCAGAGUAUGUUGCACCCGAGAUCAUUCUUAAUAGAGGCCAUGGCCUCAGUGUGGACUUCUGGUCUCUUGGAAUCCUGAUCUUUGAACUUCUCACGGGAAGUCCCCCUUUUACCGGUUCAGAUCAGAUGAUUAUAUACACAUUCAUACUGAAAGGAAUAGAGAAGAUGGACUUCCCAAAAAAGAUUACCAAAAGGCCAGGUGACCUUAUUCGAAAGCUCUGCAGGCAAAACCCUUCAGAGCGACUUGGCAAUCUCAAGAAUGGAAUAACAGAUAUAAAAAAACACAGGUGGUUUACAGGAUUUAGUUGGGUUGGUCUGAAGUCCAGAAGUCUGAAAUCACCUCUUAAAAGAGAGGUGAAGGGACCCACGGACCACAGUUACUUUGACAAUUAUCCCCCCGAUGAAGAGAUUCCUCCGGAUGAAAUGUCGGGUUGGGACGUGGACUUCUAAUGGACCCCUGUAUGCACCCUGAGUGUGUUCAAACAGUGUGUGGUCAACAAAUCUCUUCCAACAUUUUAUGUCUCCAACAUGUUUACUUUUGUUAAAAGGAUCUUGUGAUCACGAAACAAACAGAAUCAGUUUAUAUGCUGAAACAAAAGACUCCUUGACUGAAAUCUGCUGUUGCGGUGGAGUGGGAGGCACAGCAGAGGAGGAGACACGUAAGAAUGAAAUUGUUGCAUUAUUAUGAUGUCAGAGUGUUUAAAUGGAGAGCCGUAUAGUACAUUGGGAUGGAUAUGAGAUGCAUUGUUGAGAAAUAGUUUGGCAGAAAUAAUUUUGCAAGCACGUAAGAGGAGUGUGUGUGAGUAAGCAUUGUAGAGAAUAGUGUGAAACCAUUGGUAAUAUUUACCUAAAGACAUAGAGACAUUUUGCGGUCUGACAGGAAGGUGAGAUGUGCCUUGUUUUAGAAGUGUCAAUGAUAUAAUGUAUUUGAACUCUGGAAAGUGAUAACCACCCGUGACUGUGAAUACGGCACUGAUGAGGUUAAAGAGGUUAACCUCAAAGAAUGACUUGCACUGCAGUUUGGGAAAUUCAAGCAGAGUUGUGUGAGGAGUAGUAUUUUCAGUGACUUUUCCUGGAGCUUGUGAGGUUCACGUCGGCCUCACCUCUGCACCUGAGCCGAAUGUGUUUUUACUGAUGUAAUAGUUGAGGAUUUGUGGUUAUUUUCAUUCUUUUUAUGAAUAGGAAAUGUUUGUAGUUUUUAAUGCAAGUUUGAGUAAUCAGAAAAGACCCCAAGAUAUUUUGCAUAGUCAUGAACUGUCAUUGUACAUGUUGAAUUUGUAUAGAAAAUACAGUGAUUUAGG
Triplophysa dalaica is the source of this 3276-nucleotide messenger RNA. It is a transcript of the gene prkg2, whose product is annotated as protein kinase cGMP-dependent 2. Gene Ontology annotation, biological process: protein phosphorylation. The record is from RefSeq and is a predicted model, not a curated record. Gene Ontology annotation, molecular function: ATP binding; cGMP-dependent protein kinase activity. The coding region runs from base 116 to 2425 and encodes 769 amino acids. The transcript is spliced from 19 exons. Lineage: Eukaryota; Metazoa; Chordata; Actinopteri; Cypriniformes; Nemacheilidae.